AUGCAUGUCUGGACUUUCAGCACCAAUAUCUUCCUAAGUCUUUGGGGGAUCUUCGUGUGUCCAAGGAGCCCUGGAUGGAUGGACUUCCUCCAGCACCUGGGUGUCUGCUGUUUUGUUGCUUUCCUUUUAGUGAGCUUCUUCUCUGUGGCCUUCUUCUGGUUUUUGUCAUCAUUCUUGGUGUUCACCAUCUCCUGGAUUGUCAUGUGUGUCCCACUGUGUUGCUCCAAGCCUGCACGAUGCUUCAUUCUUCUCUUCUUUCUCUCCUGUGGCCUACGUGAAGGCAGGAAUGCUUUGAUCGCAGCCGGCACAGGGAUAGUGAUAUUUGGACACGUGGAAAACAUUUUUCACAACUUUAAAGGUCUUCUAGACAGUAUGACUUGCAACCUCAAGGCAAAGAGCUUUUCCAUACAUUUUCCACUUUUGAGACGAUAUAUUGAAGCAAUUCAGUGGAUUUAUGGCCUUGACCAUCCACUAAGUCUAUUUGAUAACCUGGUUUCCUGGAAUCAGACUCUGGCGGUCUCACUUUUCAGUCCCAGUGAAGCAGUGAAGGCGAAGCUAAAUGACACGAGAAUGGAAGUCCUGCAAGUGAUGUACCAAGUGGUGACCACGGCUGACCUACUGUCUUCUCUUGGUCAGAGGCUGUUUGUCAUCGCUGGGCUUUUGCUGGUCCUACUUGGCACUGGCCUCUUCAUGAAGCGGUUUUUGGGCCCUCAUGGUUCAAAGUUUGAAAACAUCUACAUCACUAGACAAUUUGUUCAAUUUGAUGAAGAGGAGAGGCUCCAACAGAGGCCCUGUGUCUUUCCGCUGACUAAGAAGGAACAGAAGGCAUAUGUCGUCAUUCCAUCUUUCUGUCUGACUCCUAAGGAGAGGAAAAACCUGGGGCUGUUUUUCCUCCCCAUACUUAUUCAUUUCUGCAUCUGGGUGCUGUUUGCAGCUGUAGACUAUCUGCUUUAUCGGCUUAUUUUCUCCGUGAGCAAACAUUUCCAAAGCUUGCCAGAGCUGACGGUUCACUUGAAACUGCACACAGAGGUGCAAGGAUUCCAACGUAUCGUUAAUGAUUCUUCCUUUAAUAUAGCUCUGUUUGAACCUGAUUGCAUCCCCAAUCCAAAGCUCCUUCUUUCUAAGAUCUGGAUUCCUCUUAUUAUUAUUCUUGUGGUACUGGGAGUGCUGGGGCUGUUGUCACCUAUUCUGAUGCAACUUAAAAUCCUGGUGACAACAUCUUUCUACCCCAGUGUAGAGAGAGAGCGUAUUCAAUACCUACAUGCAAAGCUACUGAAGAAAAGGUCAAAGCAGCUACCAGGAGAAGUCAAUAAGAAGCUGUAUCUGUAUCUUACACAGAUUCACUUCUGGCUUCCAAUUCUGGAAAUAAAGAAGAAUCAAAGAGACAUUGCAUGUGAAGACAGCCCAUGA
Chrysochloris asiatica (Cape golden mole) is the source of this 1410-nucleotide messenger RNA. It is a transcript of the gene DCSTAMP, whose product is annotated as dendrocyte expressed seven transmembrane protein. The transcript has 3 exons. Lineage: Eukaryota; Metazoa; Chordata; Mammalia; Afrosoricida; Chrysochloridae. Bases 1 to 1410 code for a protein of 469 amino acids. Gene Ontology annotation, cellular component: membrane. The record is from RefSeq and is a predicted model, not a curated record.